AUGAGUGAGAGAGUGUACGGUGCUCGUGCGCACUCACGCACACAGAGGCGAGCCCUCCUCGGCGGGCUGCAAUUCGUCGCCGCCCCCCGCGCCUCCACGCAAUUGCACUGCACUCCGACGCCGUGCGUGCGUAAAAAGCGCACGCACGAGGAGUGCGGGGGACGCGGCAUUCUCCGACUGCGAGCGCCGCCUGCAACUAACAGUGAACAGUCACCGCCAGACGCUCGGAGGAGCAUACCGCCCCCACAGGGCGCACCG
Molecule: messenger RNA, 258 nt
Organism: Brenthis ino (lesser marbled fritillary)
Lineage: Eukaryota; Metazoa; Arthropoda; Insecta; Lepidoptera; Nymphalidae
Source: the annotation of a GenBank genome assembly